UUUUACAAAUAAUAAAUAAAAUAAAAAAUGUGCUAAAUAAGUAGAUACAAUGCAUUCUUGAAAAUGGGCACUGAACUCUUUCUUCCUGUUUCAAAACUCCUCAAUUUAUCUUGGUGUCAUCAGACCCAGGGGCGGACUGACCAUUUGGAAACUCAGGCACUGCCCGAGAGCCCGGGGUCAGUAGGGGGCCCCAUGAGAUGCCUCUGGUACCUUUUUCAUAGGCUUUUUUUGAGUUUCGGCAAGGACACAGGGGCCCCAUGAUCCCCUAUUGCCCGGGGGCCCCAUGAGUUGUCAAUCUGCCCCUG
Staurois parvus is the source of this 305-nucleotide messenger RNA. Lineage: Eukaryota; Metazoa; Chordata; Amphibia; Anura; Ranidae. The record is from the annotation of a GenBank genome assembly.